AUGAUGGACUUAUUUGCAGAUGAUGAGGUGGAAGACUACGAAUUAAAAAAUAAUAACGAUCCAAAUCAAUUCUUAAAAUAUGAAUCUGAUCCCAUCCCUUUGGAUGGCUCCAGAAAUUCCAUGGACAUCACCAGCAUAGAAGCUCUAGAGGAACUUGCUGAAUUGAACCCAAACCUCAUCCUUCCACAUCUUCUUCCUCUAAAUGAAAAAUUAUCGCCUCCACGCGGAACAACCCAUGAUAUAUUCAACAAAGAAGGAAUACAACUUAUGCACGUUCAAAUGCCUAACACUCUUCCUGCGAUAGAUAGGGAGCUAGAAAUUGGAGAAAGUGAAAACAAAACAGAUAAAAAGGUUUAUGAACCAUCUAAACUCGAAUUUUUACCUUCGGGGCAGCUCGGAAAGCUGAGAAUUCAUAAAAGUGGGAAGAUAAUGUUACACAUUGAUGGUCACGAAUUUAAUUUCCUAAGAGGAAAUGGUUCUACAUGUAAUCAACAAGUCGCCUGUCAUUUGGAGCAAAAUAACGAGUUUCUUUUCUUGGGGAAUUUACACAAUAGAUUCGUCGUCUCUCCAAACCUCUCAUGCCUCGGAGCGAAUCAACACACAUAG
Messenger RNA from Theileria annulata, 606 nucleotides. RefSeq lists its product as uncharacterized. Lineage: Eukaryota; Apicomplexa; Aconoidasida; Piroplasmida; Theileriidae. The coding region runs from base 1 to 606 and encodes 201 amino acids. Gene Ontology annotation, cellular component: RNA polymerase III complex. Gene Ontology annotation, molecular function: DNA binding. Gene Ontology annotation, biological process: transcription by RNA polymerase III. The transcript is spliced from 4 exons. The record is from RefSeq and is a predicted model, not a curated record.